Acanthopagrus latus (yellowfin seabream) is the source of this 1997-nucleotide messenger RNA. RefSeq names its product ribonucleotide reductase M2 b (gene rrm2b). NCBI's taxonomy places the organism in Eukaryota, Metazoa, Chordata, Actinopteri, Spariformes, Sparidae. Gene Ontology annotation, cellular component: cytosol. The coding region runs from base 175 to 1266 and encodes 363 amino acids. Gene Ontology annotation, molecular function: ribonucleoside-diphosphate reductase activity, thioredoxin disulfide as acceptor. Gene Ontology annotation, biological process: deoxyribonucleotide biosynthetic process. The transcript is spliced from 9 exons. The record is from RefSeq and is a predicted model, not a curated record.
AGUUCUUACUAUGAAGACAACGUGGUUUGAUAAUGUAUAUUGUGUAUUAUGAGCACUAGAGGCGCUGUACUCCUCUGAGCUUCAGUUCAAGCUUCAGUUAAAAUGGUUUAACCAGCAGAGCUACAUCUGCAUCCACAAGGAUCGCGGAGUUUGUGGCUGGAUGAACCAAAGUCAAUGACACCGACGGUGAAGAAAACGUCUGAGGAAAUGGAUGUAAUGAAUGUAAAUGGUCAUUCUGAUCAUCGUAAAGAAUCGAAUGGCUUCAGAGACAAAGACUGCAGAAAUGGUUCAGAGACAGAGGACGAACCUUUGCUCCGGGAAAACCUCCGGCGGUUUGUCAUCUUCCCCGUGCAGUACCCCGACAUCUGGAAGAUGUACAAGCAGGCCCAGGCCUCUUUCUGGACGGUGGAGGAGGUGGAUCUGUCCAAAGACUUGGCACACUGGGAACGCUUGAAGUCGGAGGAGAAGCACUUCAUCUCGCACAUCUUAGCCUUCUUCGCAGCAAGCGACGGCAUCGUCAACGAGAACCUGGUGCAGAGGUUCUGCCAGGAAGUACAAGUCCCCGAAGCGCGCUCCUUCUACAGCUUCCAGAUCCUUAUAGAGACGGUUCAUUCAGAGAUGUACAGCAUGCUCAUCAACACGUACAUCAGGGACCUGAAGCAGAGGGACUACUUAUUUAACGCCAUUCAGACUAUGCCUUGUGUGAGACGAAAAGCAGACUGGGCACUCCAGUGGAUAAACGACAGCAAAUCCACGUUUGGGGAACGAAUUGUGGCUUUUGCAGCAGUGGAGGGCAUCUUCUUCUCCGGCUCAUUCGCCUCCAUCUAUUGGCUCAAGAAGAGGGGACUUAUGCCAGGCCUCACCUACUCCAACGAGCUGAUUAGCAGGGAUGAGGGCCUGCACUGUAACUUCGCCUGCCUGCUGUACAGCUACCUGGUGAAGAAGCCAUCGGAGGACCGGGUCAAGGACAUCAUCACCAAAGCUGUUAGCAUUGAGCAGGAGUUUCUGACAGAAGCCUUGCCAGUGGAUCUCAUAGGAAUGAACUGUUGUCUGAUGAAGCAGUACAUCGAGUUUGUUGCUGACCGGCUUCUCGCCGACCUCGGACUGACCAAGGUUUACAACGUUGAAAAUCCAUUUGACUUCAUGGAGUCCAUUUCACUAGAGGGGAAAACAAACUUCUUCGAGAAGCGAGUAGCAGAGUACCAGAGAUUUGGAGUGAUGUCGAGCACAAUGGACUGUGAAUUCACUCUGGAUGCAGACUUCUGAAAACUGAAACGACAUCCUGUUCCAUUAUUUGUUACAUUCAACGUUUUUAUUUAAUUUGUUUACACAAGCGGUCUACGAACAGUAUAGAGUCUUGUUACAGUACCACAAUGAGUUGGUGGUCUACAGGUUAAAGGUUAAAGUAUUGUUCCAGCAGAUAUACAGGUACAACUUAUGCAACAGGUAUUACCCUUUGAUUUAGCCGCAACCAGUAUCAUCAUUACAUAGUGAAUUACCUCCCACGGUCAUCAUGGUUACUUUAAUUUUUUUUUUUUCACCUCAGUACACUAUAAGACAGCUAUUCGAACUAAGGUUAAGCUAAAUAAUGAUUGAGGUGCUAUGACCUUUAUACUGUACCUCAUUGGAUAUUUGAAGAUAAUAUCUACAUUAUAUUUUAUUGAGUCUGCAGUUCUGGCUCCUGGCUUAGAAUUGUUUUAACAUUUUGUAAUUUGUAAUGUACAAUAAAAGAUGUUUUGUAAAAUGAAAAUAAUGUCAUUAUUGCAUUUAAAAGGCACAUGAUGUAUUCAGCAGUGUCAGUGUAAAAUGUGGGUAACUAGUUAUAAACGAUAGAUAGUGCCACCCCCUAGGAGUAGAAAGAGGGGUAAAGGUGUGGCUGAGAUGAAUAUAUUAGUUUAGUUACUCAUCUAUUAUCUGUUAGAAUACGGCCCCAAACAUGGCCUGAGAAUUGAUUUGAAACAUCGACUAAGGUGCACCAAUGAUCAAAGUGACAAGCA